AUGGGAACUGAGGUAGCCAAAAAUGGACCUGACCUUGGUUCUCUCCCUGUGGAGAAUGUGCAAGAACUAGCUUCUAAUUGCUCCAAAGAAAUCCCACAUCGAUAUAUUCAGCCUGAACUGAUCCUUGAUGAAAUUUCAACCGAUGAGUCUACACAGGUUCCAGUGAUUGAUAUGGAGAAUCUUGCAACUAGUCAUUCAGAAUACCAAAAUGAGAUGGCAAAACUUCAUCAGGCUUGUAAAGAGUUUGGUUUCUUUCAGUUAGUCAACCAUGGCGCCUCAAUGGUAAUCAAGAAAAUGAAGGUGGUGACAGAGGAUUUCUUCAAGCUGCCAUUAGAGCAGAAAAUGGCCUGUGCACAAGUACCAAACCAUAUUGAAGGCUAUGGUCAAACAUUUGUUGUAUCAGAGGAACAAAAGCUGGACUGGGGGGACAUGCUUUUCCUCUUUCCAUUGUCAGUUUCUCAAAGAAACAUGAGAUUCUGGCCUAAUUCUCCAACAUCUUUUAGAUCAACCUUGGAUGAAUACUCACUUCAAAUUCACAAGGUUUGCAUGAGCCUCUUCAAACUUAUCGAGGCGAAUCUUGGGCUGGAGCCAGGCAAACUAUGCAGCAUUUAUCAGGACGGCAUACAAGGAAUAAGAAUGAAUUACUAUCCACCCUGCAGACAAGCAGACAAAGUUUUCGGUGCCUCUCCCCACUCUGAUGGUACAGGACUGACCUUAUUAGUUCAAGUCAAUGAUGUUCAAGGCCUGCAAAUCAAGAAAAGCAAUACAUGGGUGCCUAUUAAACCCAUUCCUGGAGCAAUUAUAGUCAACAUUGGUGAUAUGAUGGAGAUAAUGAGUAAUGGGGAAUAUAGAAGCAUAGAGCAUAGAGCUGUUGUGGAUUUCCAGAAACAAAGGCUGUCAAUUGCUGCAUUUCAUAAUGCAAAUUUGACAGCAAAAAUCGGUCCUCUACCAGAGCUUGUCAAAGAAAAUGGAACACAAUACAAGACAAUAGGAUUGCUGGAGUUUUUCGGACUGAUUCCAAGCUCCAAACUUGACGGCAAAAGCCCACUGGAUCGCCUGAGAAUAGACAACUGA
This is a messenger RNA of Coffea arabica (coffee), 1074 nucleotides long. Its product is annotated as S-norcoclaurine synthase 1-like. The record is from RefSeq and is a predicted model, not a curated record. Lineage: Eukaryota; Viridiplantae; Streptophyta; Magnoliopsida; Gentianales; Rubiaceae.